AUGAGCAGUCAAGUCACUGCCAUUUCACCGCCACCACCGCUGUCCACUCAACCACCCCUGCCGAGCAGCGGAUCCUCGUCGGCGUCGUCGUCGAUCGGUCAAUUGGUCGGCAACGGUGGCGACGUGUACAUGACGCCGGUCACGGCAAGCGGUGGCGCCAUCAACGUUGGCCCCACAAGUGCCUCAUCCGACGGUGGCGGUGAUUCUGGCGAAGAAAUGGGACCGUUAUCGCGCGAUCGUUGCAACACUUGGCCAAUGCGACGACCACAGUUGGACGUGAAUGCACAGACGAGUCCAUUGAUACAUGAGCAGAUACCGGAGGAAGACGGAGAGCUUUACGACAGCGCUGAAAACCUGAACGGCAGGCUGGGUGCGAAUUCGACGGCCUCGACGGGCCUUUUGCAUAGCCCCGAUGGCAACAAUACCUUUUCGCCUGGCAGUUGCAACAUGUCGUCGCCGGGUAUGAACGAGGGUGGUGCUCAAGUUGGUAACGAUUCAUUGGAUGGUGGUGUUGGUGGUGCAGGUGUAUCGAAAAAAUCGACAACUCGACGGAAUGCCUGGGGCAAUCUCAGCUAUGCAGACCUGAUCACGCAGGCCAUUAUGCAAAGCCCUGAAAAACGAUUGACACUCUCACAAGAUUUUGUGUAA
Molecule: messenger RNA, 648 nt
Organism: Cooperia oncophora
Lineage: Eukaryota; Metazoa; Nematoda; Chromadorea; Rhabditida; Trichostrongylidae
Source: the annotation of a GenBank genome assembly